AAACCAUUAAAAGUUCAAUUUGUGUUGGCAUCACAAUGGGUUAAAAUGUACUGAGGAAGGAAUAUUUUUGUAAACGAACAUCCUGUUUCCCGCUCCCAUUGUCCAUUUUCUCCGGUUUCCCGCGAACUUCUCCCCCUUCCAGCUAACCAACCCUCUGGUUUUUCCAUCAUCAAACAAAAUCCACCAUCAUUCUUCUCCUUUUCUUUCUCUUUCUCCUCCCUCAUCACCACUCUCUUUCACCAUCGCCCAUCUUAUCAGACUCCCUCCUCUGCCUCUUCUGUCUUCUUCGCGGCGGAAUCCGUUUCACCCCGGAAUCCGCAAUGGAAGAUGAAUAAAAUCCGACCCUUUCGCCGCCACCCCUCCGAUCUUUCUUCUUCCCUCCCUGCAACUUCUGCCGCUUCAUCGGACCCCGCCAGAGUCACCCUCCUCCAGCAGCAGCAUCCUCUUCUCCUCCUAUGGCGCCACCAAAUCCUCGACCCGGACAGCGACAUCGUCACCCAUUGGAACCACCUGUUCAUGGUCACUUGCAUCCUUGCCCUCUUCAUAGAUCCUCUUUACUUUUACCUCCCUUACGUCGGUGGUCCCGCUUGUCUCUCAACCGACACAGGUCUCGGUGUCCUCAUCACCAUUUUUCGCACCAUUGCUGAUCUCUUUCACCUCCUCCACAUCGUUAUGAAGUUCAGGACUGCUUUUGUUGCUCCCAGUUCCAGGGUAUUUGGCAGGGGUGAGCUUGUUAUGGACGCCAGGGAGAUUGCUACGCGCUACUUAAAGACCGAUUUCGUCAUUGAUUUUGCUGCUAUGCUGCCAUUGCCUCAGAUUGUUAUCUGGUUAGUGAUUCCGGCCAUAAAAGACUCUAGGGCUGAUCAUGCCAAUAGCACUCUUGCGCUCAUUGUUCUUCUUCAAUAUGUUCCUCGACUUUUUGUUAUGUUUCCUCUGAACCAACGGAUCAUAAAAACUACUGGGGUUGUUGCUAAGACUGCAUGGGCAGGAGCUGUAUACAAUCUUAUUUUGUACAUACUGGCCAGCCAUGUCUUGGGGGCAAUGUGGUAUUUGUUGUCUAUAGGGCGACAGUUUGCAUGCUGGACAAAAGAGUGCAGAAGGGAAAAUGGGUUACGCGUUCUAGAUUGCUUGCCCAGUUUUUUGGAUUGUAAUAGUCUGGAAAAUCCUGAAAGACAGUAUUGGCAGAAUGUCACUAGGGUUCUUUCUAACUGUGAACCAAAGAACAGCAAUAAUAACUUCAAAUUCGGAAUGUUUGCCGAUGCUUUUAUUAAUGAUGUUGCUUCUGCAGAUUUUGUUUCAAAGUAUUUAUACUGUCUCUGGUGGGGUUUAAGAAAUUUGAGCUCAUAUGGACAGACUUUGGAGACAAGCAUAUAUAUUGGCGAGACAUUAUUUUGCCUUGGCAUAUGUAUUCUUGGUUUAAUUCUGUUCUCACUGUUGAUAGGUAACAUGCAGACGUCGCUACAAUCUAUGAGUGUAAGAGUUGAAGAAUGGAGGGUUAAGCGAAGAGAUACUGAGGAAUGGAUGAGGCAUCGCCAGUUACCUCCAGAAUUACAAGAACGAGUUCGUCAAUUCGUUCAGUACAAAUGGCUUGCUACAAGAGGAGUCGAUGAAGAAUUUAUAUUGCAUUCAUUGCCACUGGAUCUUCGUCGUGAAAUUCAACGCCAUUUGUGUCUCUCCCUCGUUCGUCGUGUCCCAUUCUUUUCUCAAAUGGAUGACCAGCUUCUUGAUGCCAUAUGUGAACGUCUUGUCUCAUCUUUGAGCACUCCCGGGACCUUCAUUGUUCGUGAGGAUGAUCUGGUAAAUGAGAUGCUGUUUAUCAUCAGAGGACAAUUAGAGAGCUCCACCACUAACGGAGGAAGAUCUGGGUUCUUCAACUCGAUUGUUCUCAGACCGGGUGACUUCUGUGGCGAGGAAUUACUUACUUGGGCCUUAAUGCCUACUUCCAGCCUAAAUCUCCCAUCUUCAACUCGGACAGUUAGAGCAUUCACUGAAGUUGAAGCCUUUGCUCUGAGUGCUGAAGACCUUAAGUUUGUUGCACAUCAGUUCAAGCGGCUACAGAGCAAGAAGCUUCAGCAUGCCUUCAGGUAUUAUUCUCACCAGUGGAGGACUUGGGGCGCCUGCUUCAUUCAAGCUGCAUGGAGAAGACAUAAAAAGAGGCAGAUGGCAAAGGAGUUGCUUAUGCUUGAGACUGAUUACAUUGACAGAGAAGAGGGUGAAGACUACGAGAGCAGUGAGAGGUCAUCAGUGGAUAAUGCCUACAAUGCCCAGCAUCUUGGAGUUACAUUUUUGGCAUCAAAGUUUGCUGCUAACACCAGAAGAGGAGCUAACCAGAAAGGCACUGUUACAGCUUCGGUAAUUGAUACCUCCUCUAGCAGCUUGAAGAUGCCAAAGUUGUUUAAGCCAGCUGAUUUCUAUGAAGACCAAUCGGAGGUGUAGUUAAUACAAGAACUAAUCAGAAAACUGAGAAAAAAAAAAAAGAAAGAGCUAAUUAGAGUAGUUAGGGAGUUUUAUUACAUUUAUGUAAACUCUUACAGGUAGGAUAGUAAUGAAAGUCACAUUUUUUUUAACCAA
Carica papaya (papaya) is the source of this 2571-nucleotide messenger RNA. RefSeq names its product cyclic nucleotide-gated channel 18 (gene CNGC18). Gene Ontology annotation, cellular component: membrane. Gene Ontology annotation, biological process: transmembrane transport; potassium ion transport. The record is from RefSeq and is a predicted model, not a curated record. Gene Ontology annotation, molecular function: voltage-gated potassium channel activity. NCBI's taxonomy places the organism in Eukaryota, Viridiplantae, Streptophyta, Magnoliopsida, Brassicales, Caricaceae.